Molecule: messenger RNA, 2396 nt
Organism: Porites evermanni
Lineage: Eukaryota; Metazoa; Cnidaria; Anthozoa; Scleractinia; Poritidae
Source: the annotation of a GenBank genome assembly
AUGAAAACUCUGAUCCUAGUUGCCCUACACGAGGAAACUUCACUUCAUGCGCCGUCAAAACUCCUGUAUCGUAACCUGGCGAUAACUGAUCUCUGUGUUAGUAUCGUUGCUGACCCUUUGCCUGUGACUUAUUGGACUUCUGUUGUGAAAGAAAGAUGGGAUAUUUGCUAUUACGCUUAUUUGGCAGAAAUCCUUUCAGGUUUACCUUAUGUUCAGUGUCUUUAUUAACAUUGAUUGUAGCCUGCGUAGCAGGCGUCGAAAGGGGUAGGGGAUAGGGAUAAAGGGAAAAAGGGAGGGGGAUUGGAUCCCUUUUCUCUUUCUCACUCCCCCUCCCCCCUCCCCUUUUUGCGCCUGCCACGCAGGCUACAUUGACUGCAAUAAGCGUGGACAGACUUCUUGCCUUGUUGCUAGGGCUCAGAUACAGACAAAUUGUAACCUUGAAAAGAACGUUUAUAACUGCAUUUGGGUUUUGAAUUUUGUCUGUAGUGGGUUCGUCUUGUUAUUCGCUUAUAAUAAAGCCGAAAAUUGCGCUCAAGCAAUUUAGCAUGUGUGGGCGGAUUGAUUAGACUCCCUCGGUCUUAAAAGUAGCGCGUGGGAACAACUGAUACAAGAUCAAUUAAUACACGUGUCAUAUUAUCCAGCCCAAUUAAAGUGGUUUUCUAUCUAUUUGAAGCUUUUAGUUAAAACCAAACAAAGAGAUCACCUGCUUUGCUUUUGGUUAACAGUGCAAUAUCUCAGGAAAACAGGAAGAACUAAGAAUGAAGUUACCAUGCGCUUAGAUAAUUAGUUUACACAAUAUAGAUGCUGUGGGGAAAUGCUGAUGUUAGUAAUUUGUACAGCGCGUACUUACGAGUAGUUACAGGACAGUGAAAUGGCAGUCAGUAGACAAAUUUAAUAUACCCUACUACUAGCCAAGGUUUCUUUCCGGUAUGGUUUUAAGCGUUUACGAAGUUUUUUUACUUUUUGCCUCCCAUAACAGACACGAAAAUUAAAACCGUUGUUGCUAUCACUGAUUAUACCCUUUUACAGCCAUCUGACGACAAGUUGGUUAUUAACACUUAUAACGCUCGCCUGGGAAAAUGGUGAUUGCUCAAGCUUGUAAACUUCGCAGCUUGUGUUCUCUCAUCAGUUAUUAACUUGUUAUGCCAAAUUAAUCAGUACAAUGUAAAUUGCUGAACGUCGAGCUUGCAAUGGACAGGCAACAUAAAAUGUCAUUAAAACGUCGAGUUUUAAAGGCUACAUCAUUGAUCUAUAGGUUAGCUUUCUGAUUCCCCCCCUCCUCCCCCCCCACCUCCCGCACCGUCUGACCCGACAAAGCAUCAUGGAGCCUUAGGUUACUAGUGGUAAACACCAGUGUGCGAAUCAUAUAACUUUCCACCCGAAUAAAUUAAGCGAUGAAUAAAUAAAGCCUUCACUUGCCUCUCAUUGCAACUCAGAGAAGUACUAUGGCACAGACAAACUUUACUGACGAUGAAAACCAGAAAACAUUCAUAGAACUGUGGUGCUCCGCGGAAUUUAUCAGAGGUGUAGAUGGCGAGCUUCUCUUCAUUUCAGCUCUAAAUAUUUUUCUUUCCAUUACUGCAUUUCUGGGGAACACUCUGAUCCUAGUUGCCCUACACAAGGAAACCUCACUUUAUCCGCCGUCCAAACUCCUGUAUCGUAACCUAGCGAUAACUGAUCUCUGUGUUGGUAUCAUUGUGGAGCCUUUGUAUGUGGCUUAUUGGACUUCUGUUGUCAACAAAAGAUGGAAUAUUUGCCAUUACACAAGUUUGGCAACGGGUUUCUGGGCCUCUACUUUGUGUGCAGUGUCUUUAUUAACUUCGACCGCAAUAAGUGUGGACAGACUUCUCGCCUUAUUGCUGGGGCUCAGAUACAGACAAGUUGUAACUUUGAGAAGAACAUGUAUAAUCGCGUUUGGUUUCUGGUUUUUGUCCAUCGUUGUUUCAUCUACUUUUACAGUUUGGAAUAUUCUUAUACUUCUUUCGUGUCAGAACAUAGGUACAGCUUUGUGUUUAGUCACCACAGCCUUCGCUUACACAAAAAUUUUCUGUACUCUGCGUCAUAAUCAAAUACAUGUUCAGAACCAUUUUUCUCCUCGACAACCUAACCAAGAAAUUCCACUGAACAUAGCUCGAUACAGAAAGGCAGUGUACAGUGCACUGUGGGUGCAGGGAACAUUGGUUGUUUGUUAUCUGCCGCUUAACAUCGUGUACGCGUACGCUUUGACAACUCAAAGAGGCUUUUCCUUAUCUGUUUACCUUGCAUGGCAUUUUACCUCUACACUAGUGUUCUUAAACUCGUCAUUAAACCCUUUGUUGUACUGUUGGAAGAUCAGAGAAGUAAGGCAAGCGGUUAAAGAAACAUUAAGGCAAAUAUUCUGUUGUUCGAGUCAGUAG